AUGGUGGAGACACACCUCCCACUCCAACCUGGCGAUCAGUCAUCCGCGGUCCAGUCUCACCUGCGGUACGCAGCGACGACGCCGCACCUGAACCCACACGGGCUCGAGAUCCGCGAUGCCGGCAACGGAAGCGGACGAGGCAUCUACGCCUCACGCCGACUACCCGCGGGCACCCUGCUCGAGAUCUCGCCCGUCCUGCUCUUCCCGCCGGGCGAGUACGACAAGUUUGGCAGGCACACGCAGCUCGACGGGUACACGUUUGUCUGGCGUCGCACCGAGGCCGGCAGCAUCAUGGCCCUCGCCCUCGGCCUCGGCUCGCUGUUUAACCACUCGACCAGCCCGCAGGUCAACUAUCGACUCGACCACGAGCGGCAGUGCAUCACCUACACCCUCAUGAGGGAUGUCGAGGUGGGCGAGGAACUCUGCAUCAGCUACGGCGUGGGAAGGAUGUGGUGGGAAAAGGAGGAUGCCAUGUCGAUCGAGGAGCGGGAAAAGGUCGACGACGAAGAGGAAGAGUACAAGAAGAUGGCCGGCGUCGGUGCCGAGGGCUACGUCAGCAGCGAGGAGGAGGAGGCUGAGGGGCAGAAGGAAUCCGUCAAGACCGCCUCCUCGACGCCGUCCGGGAUCGAUCUGCAAGCGCAAGCCGGGCCCAGCCGCAGCCCUCCUCCUGCUCCGCCCGCCGUCGCCGCCGCAGCUUCCACCGACGCACGCCGCAACGGCUACCCACCGCUCUACCGCAUGACGUCGGCGCAGGAUCCUCGCACCAUCGCGCUGCAGACGACGGCGGCGUGGGUGGUCGACAUUUCGCCGCGCAAGAGCUCCGUGGCGGUCAAGUACGUCCUCAAGCAGGCCACGCGUCUCCAGUCGCGCGACGACAGCCGCUACUCGACGCGCCACCUGCGCUCGUUCAAGACCGAGAAGCGCAAGGUCGUCGUGACCACCGCCGACGGCGGGAGCGAGGAGAGGGAGGAGACGCUGAUACGCUUCCUCGUCUGUCUCCGCGACGCCCUGCCGCAGAGGGACGAGGUAAUCCAGCUGCUCCGGAAUGCACCGGACCAGGCGUUUGCACCGCCCCACUCUGACGCCGCCGGUGGCGACAGCGAGGCGCAGGAGCAGGAUACGGACCCGCGGCCCUACCUCGUCGACGUGCCCACGACUGCAGCGCCGAUCAAGGAUCGCCUUGCCGAGUGGGCGCAGGUCUGGCCCUGCGUCGUGCGGACCGGCACCUUCAGCCCCAACGCCGGCGGGCCCACGGCGCCACCGGGGACGACGUCGGUCGGGGUCGUGGAUCGAGCCGCCGAGGAAAAGCUGUGGAGCGCCGACGAGCGGCGGCUGCGCUGGGCCGUCAAUCGGCUCCGGCGCGUCGUCGCCCUGGCACGGAGGGCGCAGGCGAACGGCGAAAAGGGCAUCGCGGUGCACGUCACCCACCCCUUUGAGGAGAGCGCCAAGUGGGACGGGUGGAGCGAGAGAGAGGCGCGGGACUGGGCGCUCCUCGAGGGUGCAGAGGCCCCUCGGGUCGGAAGGGACGAGGGUGCGAGCACGCCGGCCUUUAUCAGGAGCGUCAUCGAGGUCGAUGCGACCGACUCGCGGGUGUCGCUUCGCAACCCGCUCAAGCACGCCGUCGUGCAGUGCGUGGCAAAGGUGGCCGAGCUGCGCAGCCAGGACCGUCGACGCAACCCUAUCCUCGCACCCAGCACACCCAACACCUCCAGCGGAGCAUCUACGCCCUCCUCGACCUCGACCUCGACCUCGACCUCGACGACGACGACGACGACGACGACGGCGCCGAGCAACGGACAAGACUACCUGCUGACGGGCCUGGUCCUGUUCACGACGCACGAGCCGUGCGUGUACUGCAGCAUGGCGCUGGUGCACUCGCGCGUCAAGGCCGUCUACUUUCUCCUCGGCGCGCCCGGCCGCGGCGGGUGCUGCGGCGCCACUGCUCAAGCCGGCCGCGCGAGGGGUCUCAACCACGCCUUCCAAGUGUGGAGGUGGAUGGACGACGUCGUCGCCACCAAGGGCCAUGUUGGCGGCGACGAGUGGAGGCUGGAGAGGAUCGGCGUAGAGCUAGAUGUGGGCAAGCUGGAUCCGUAA
Messenger RNA from Pseudozyma flocculosa PF-1, 2094 nucleotides. RefSeq lists its product as uncharacterized. Gene Ontology annotation, molecular function: protein binding; tRNA-specific adenosine-34 deaminase activity. Gene Ontology annotation, cellular component: cytoplasm; nucleus. The record is from RefSeq and is a predicted model, not a curated record. NCBI's taxonomy places the organism in Eukaryota, Fungi, Basidiomycota, Ustilaginomycetes, Ustilaginales, Ustilaginaceae. The coding region runs from base 1 to 2094 and encodes 697 amino acids. The transcript has 2 exons.